Messenger RNA from Paraphaeosphaeria sporulosa, 744 nucleotides. RefSeq names its product NAD(P)-binding protein. The record is from RefSeq and is a predicted model, not a curated record. Gene Ontology annotation, cellular component: cytosol. The transcript is spliced from 3 exons. The coding region runs from base 1 to 744 and encodes 247 amino acids. Lineage: Eukaryota; Fungi; Ascomycota; Dothideomycetes; Pleosporales; Didymosphaeriaceae. Gene Ontology annotation, molecular function: oxidoreductase activity.
AUGCAUUACCAGAGGUACAAAGACAACAAACCUGAACGUUCACGGGGGGCCAGCAUUGGCAUUGGUGCCGCCAUCGCACACCGUCUUGCACAAGAAGGCGCAAAUCUCAUCCUUUUCUCACGCACCGAGUCGAAGCUGAAGUAUCUAUCCGAGGAAAUACAAUCCAAAAUCGACACGAAUACUAUCAAGAUUUUUACCACAGCUGUGGACGUUGCCAGUCAUGUACAAGUGACAAAGGCUGUCAGCAAUGUGGUGAAACAGAACGGACCUAUAGACGUCCUCAUCAAUAAUACGGGUCUCGCCCUCAGAGCCCCUGCUACUUUUCCAGAUUUGAAGAUUGAAGACGUAGUUGCAAUGACCGAAACGAACGUCAAUGGAUAUUUAUUCGCCACGUAUGCUGUGCUCAACGAGGGUGGCAUGCGGGAAAGAGGACAGAGAACAAUACUGAACGUAACGAGUACGACGGCGAUGGAAGCCCCACCCUUCCCUAGUGAAUCCAUCUACUAUGGUAGCAAGCGAUUUCAGGAAGGGUUCACCGACGCUCUGCGGACAGAAUUGGCAGGGACAAACAUCAAGGUUCUCGCCUUGCGACCGGGUGUCGUGGCUACACACUUCCACAAGCAAAGGGUCGACUUUGAUAAAGAUGCCUACGAUAGCUUCAUGGAAGGGUUCGAAACUUUACUUGCAGAAGAUGUGGCGGAGGCAGCUGCGUGGAUGUUAGUGCGAAAGAACGAAUCCUGGUGA